This is a messenger RNA of Sebastes umbrosus (honeycomb rockfish), 6513 nucleotides long. It is a transcript of the gene baiap3, whose product is annotated as BAI1 associated protein 3. The transcript is spliced from 34 exons. Lineage: Eukaryota; Metazoa; Chordata; Actinopteri; Perciformes; Sebastidae. The record is from RefSeq and is a predicted model, not a curated record. The coding region runs from base 283 to 3810 and encodes 1175 amino acids.
AGUGUCGCUGCACUUCCUAUGCCCAUAUUUGGGUGAGCAUCGGCGGAGCCUGAGCUCAGGAAGCAUUUCAGAAGGACUAAAAUGAGCUUUUGUCUGUCGUCUAUCGCAAGAAAAAAAAAAUCCAAACGUUGUUUUGAGUUAAAUUGAUCUGCGUCUCGUUGACAGAAGCAAACUGCAUCUUGCUGCUGCAGAGAUCAGAGAUUUAUCCACAGCAACUCUGACACGCAGCCACAAAAAACAUUUCACACUGGAAAAAACUGUCAGGAGACACAGUGAAAGAUCAUGACGACGCUGCUGGACCUGAAGAGUAGUGUGCUGAGGCAGGUGCAGAGGAGCCAGUCGCUGAGGAGCCGAAGGGAGCCGUCGCCCACCGCCAGCAGCCCCCUCACACACUGUCCUGACCCUUUACCUCGCAGGAUUUCCGAGGAGAGCGUGGAGUUCUUUGAGCGCGUGAAUGCCAUCCUUCAGAAGCAGGACAACAUGCUGCGGGCUGCCCAGGCCGAGUGCGAAAGAGGGGCCUGCACGGUGCCGCCGCCCCAGGAGCACGUGGACCAGACCUUUAACCCCGACAGAACCCGAAGGACAGAGCUGGACCUGCUUUAUGAGGAAGCUGUGUACACGGUGGUCAACCGGGUGGGAGUGCCUUCACCUGAACACGUGAGGAGUGAUGAAGAGCUGUUUGCUUACCUGCUAAAGGUGUUCGAUAUGGGCGAAGAGGAACAUGACAUCAUUCUCCAAAAAGUACAAGAAGCCAAGCGAGCCAGUUUCUCCUUGAGAGUUUCCGUUAUGAAAGCAAAGAAUCUGAUGGCCAAGGACGCAAACGGGUACAGCGACCCCUACUGCAUGCUGGGAAUCCUGCUGGGUCAGAGCCCGCGGGAGACGGAGGAGAAAAAGGAGAGAAAGUUCAGCUUCAGGAAGAGAAAAGAGAAGCUGGAGAAACGCUCCAGCACCAAGGAGGUGUUACCCGCCAGGUGUAUCCAGGUGACUGAGGUCAAACCGGAGACUCUGAACCCCGUUUGGGACGAGCACUUUGUGUUUGAAAUAGAUGAUGUCCACAAUGACCUCUUACAUCUUGACAUAUGGGAUCAUGACGAUGACGUGUCUGUUGCUGAGGCCUGCAAAAAGCUCAAUGAAGUCAGUGGACUUCGAGGAAUGGGCAGGUAUUUUAAGCAGAUAGCAAAGUCAGUUCGUUCCAACGGAUCUGCAUCAUCAGGCUCCGAAGAGAACGUCGAUGACUUCCUCGGAUGCACCAACAUCCCUUUGAAUGAGUUCCCAAUUGUCGGUUAUGACACCUGGUUUAAGCUGGAGCCUCGAUCGAGUACGUCUAAAGUUCAGGGAGAAUGUCACCUGAUACUGAAGCUCUUCACCAACCAGAGAGAUACAGAUUUGUCUAAGAAAGACUCAAAUGUCUCCAUUCACAAGAAACUGCUGAGUCAGAUUGUGGAGUACGAGCACGCUCAUGUUAAGAGAGAGCCGUACAACUGGAACGGGCAGGUUUGUCCUCCAGCAUGGACCGUACUGACUCACCAUGCUGUGCAAACUGAUCUCUCCCCUCUCCACCAGGCCAUUAUUCGCUGGCAGUGCUACAGCAGCCACCAUCGGACCCAGAGGGUGUGCUACUCCCUGCUGCUGCGCCUCCUGAGGACCAUCGAUGCAGAGUGGGACCCCACCGCUGUGAGGGGAGACCUGGAGAGGCAGCUGUCAGACAGCUUCAGGCUGUACACAGAGCACUGCCUGUGCCUGAUGAAGAACAUGCGUCAGGUUUUCCCCUGCACCAGCGCUGCUGCCAUUACACGCUACGAGCUCAUGCUGAGGGGGAUUGGCUACAUGCAGAACAUGCGGGCGUUUAAGACUGUGUGUCCUCUUCGAAAUGAUCUGCAUUUGGACAUCACUACUGCUGUCAAGAAAGGAACCGUGGAGUGGUACGAGAGCUUAAUUGCACGAUAUAAACCAGAGGACGGGAAUCUGGAGGAGCAGCUGAAGAAGCUGGUUCAGGUGGUCGACGCCGUGUGUGCAGACGUUCAGAGAGCCCAGAACACUUACAACAAAAUCUUCUACAGUGCAGUGAAAGUAGAUUUCUUCAGCAUAUCAUACAGGCAGUUGGAGAAACAGGUAGCCGACGAUGUAAACGUGGCGAUGGAGCGGGUGUGUGGGACUCUGGAGCAGGAGAGCUCCAAACUGACUCAGACGAUGGGAGAGACCAUCUUUGAGCUCUUCAUGUCCUUGAAAAUCCUCAAAGGCUUUCGGGAGUUUCUUCCUCUCAAGGAUGCUAAGAUGUUGGCCUUAACAGGCUUUCAUAACUGGUUCAAGUCCUCCAUUCACAAGUGGCUGCAGAUCGUUCACGACAGAUCCUGUGACAGGAUGCGUAAAGCCGUGGACGCAGACAAGCUGGAGCCUGUGCAGCAGGCCAAACACAGCACCUCGGCCGUGGAGGUGACAACAUGCUUCAGCCAGGUACGGGAGAUCUGGCUCCAGCUGGCCUGGCCAGACUCUGCGGGGGCCUUCAUCUUUGUCACUCGUUUGACAGACAAUUUCUGCAGCGAGGCUGUGUCCUACUCGGAGAUGAUAACACGAAUGAUUGAGAGGAACCAGCUGGGCCGAGACCACAAGAGCUUCACAGUGCAGCUCUGCAUCGCCCUGAACAACAUGGAGCAUGUGCGUGUUUUCCUGGGUCACCUGCCGCGUGACCUGGACUGGCCGGGUGUGGAGCGGGCCAUGGAGGAGUCCUGUGGGGCGGAAGGGAAGGAGCAGGUCUACAAGGCUCUCAAUGGGCAGCUGUUCAACAUGGACCUGGACCUGCAGAGAGAGGCCAAACGUCUCAUCACGCUGCUCACCGACAAGAUGCUGCCUGAGCUGCGGAGGUACAUCCAGCACAUCAGCCUGUCUCCAGACUCCAUCAACAAUGACGACGCUGUGUCCCCUCUCAUGAAGUACUUACAAGACACCAUGGUCAUCCUCACUGACAACCUUGUGAAGGAGAAUCUGACUCGAGUUCUCCAAAGCAUGUGGGAGCUGCUCCUGCGGAUGAUCCUGGACGCGGUUGCAGAAAACAGGGGCGUUCAGGUGGAGUUUUACAACCGCUUCCAGUACACAGUGGAGACCCUGUUGCAGUUCUUGCAUGCCAAGGGAGAGGGUCUUUCCGUGGAAGACAUGAAGAGCGGAGACUACAAGGUCCUGGAUGAGGAGCUAAAGCUGAAUAAAUGCUCCUCCUUUGAGCUGAUUGAACAGUACUAUCUGGAGAAGAUUUCCCUACAGAAAACACUCAAACAUACUCGUUAUGGUCGGAUCAGUGUGAAGUGCUACUACGAUGCUCCAGAGCAGAGACUGACGGUGGAGAUUCUGCACGCUGCAGAUAUCAUCGCACUGGAUGCUAACGGUCUGAGUGACCCGUUUGUCAUAGUGGAGCUGUGUCCUCACCACCUGUUCCCAAUGGCAAAGAGUCAACGCACACAAGUGAAACUGAAGACCCUGCACCCAGUAUUUGACGAACUCUUUACCUUCCACGUCAGUCCGGAACAGUACAGACACAGGUUUGCCUGUUUGACCUUCACUGUGAUGGACUAUGACUGGCUCUCCACCAACGACUUCGCCGGUGAAGCCGUGGCUCCUCUCAGCGACUUCUGCUGGCCAGGGAGACCGAACGCCUCAGCUGCCGGCAAGAGCGUCCAGCCUGUCAUUAUCCACCUGUCUCGCAGUAAACCCAGUGAAAAGCCAAUCAUGAGGAUGCUGGACGCUCGCAUCGGAGACAAGGAGGCUCAGGAGUUUGUCCGCAGGCUGAAGGAGAUUGAGAAGUCAAUGGAAGAGGAGUAAAAGCUGUCAACGCUGCCCGUGUUGGUGUUUUCUGACCACGUCUUGCGACAUGUGCUUUUGUACUGGUAAAAUGUUUACAAUAUUUAAAAUUUUUCCAAUGUUAUUGUUUGUUCAGUAAUUAUGCCAAAACGAAAAGAAAAAAAAGGAAAACAGUGAAGCUUAUUGCUGUUUUCUAACUGGGAGAUGAACAUCCUGUCACUGUGCAACCCUAUACUGUCUCAGUUAAACUAUAUUUUAGAAUUCAAUGGAUAGUUGAUCCUAAAUGUUACUAGUCUAUAUUUUUUGUAAUGAAGUAAUUGUUAUCUUUGUUGUAUGAUCUUUGAUAUGAUAGAUUUCAGAACUAUUUUGUGGAAGUAGCUUAUGUAUCCAAUAGUAUUGAGUCAAAGUCUAAAUCUAUACCUCAGAUAUGUUCAUUAGUUGCAGGGGAGUUUAACAGGUGUCGAGACUUUUCAUUCUUGGUGAUCGGAGAUAAAUUGCAUGAAAGCCUAUUUAGGACGUGAAAGCUUAAACCCACAUAGAUUUUCCUGAUCAUAAAGUGGCUUACUACUAAACAGCUAUGAAUAAAAAAUGUCAUGAAGGGAAUUAUGAAGACACAUAUAGCUUUGGGAGAUUGCACUUUCUGAGACUGUGUUUUAAGGCCAGUCAGACAGCUCAGCAGCAGGGAGGCUCAACACUCCCCUGAGGCACACGCCACAGCUCGGGAUCAUUCCACUUUUCAGAUUGCUCUUCACAAAGCUCACGAUGGGUCAUUGAAGAGGCCAAAAACCUUGUAGAGGGAGGACCAAUUCUUUUAACUCAGUUCCCUUUUUGCUGUCAGACAAUAGUGAGUCAACAUCUCUGCAGAAAUGUAUGUGACUGGUACAAUUUAAAGUUGUACAAAGUCAGCACGCUGACAGAAACAAAUUCAUCUGUCGUAAUGUAAAAGAGGAAAAUGUGUUGAACAAUGAAGAGGCUCAUUUAGAGAACUGACUUUUGUUCAGCUUUAUUCAAUCUGAAUCUGUGUUGUCGACUUCACAGUUAAUGAGCUACUAAACCAGCAUCGCAGGAGCACCGUGAGAUAACAAGCAUGUUUGGGUGUCAUCGCGGAUUUAGUACAAACAGAUAAACAUCUUUGGCAUUAAUUGAAGAAGAAACUAGUAAUUCAGGGUUCCCACGCGUCUUUGAAAACCUGCAACAUAGUUCAAGGCAUUGAAAACACAUGGAAAAUGAGAGGAAAAAGUCAAAUAUCCUGGAAAGUCCUGUGUUGUCCUGGAAAACUAUUUCAACAUUCUCCUAUUUUCCUUUACUGAGACUAUAGGUUAUCUAUCAGAACUCCCCAAAAGGGAUAUCAUUGCCAUCUGAAAGGGCCAUGUUUUGUUCAGGAUUAUAUUAACGUUCGAAUGGUAGUUUAUGGACGAGUCCCAACACAUGGUAGCACAUGCAGGUUGGAUGACAUUACAUAGCGUUGCUUUCUACCCGACUUGUUUUAAACAGUUGAAUAAUGUUAAAUUGGUUAGCGUGUAACCAAGCAUGUAAGAGAUGAUAUUACUUGUGGAGUCCCCCAGGGGUCAGUAUUAGGCCCGGAAUUGUUCCGUUAUAAAAAAUACUGAAAUUUAGUUUUAUUUGCAGACAAAACUCCUAUUCCUUGCUUUCAUAGUUACACUAGUGCAGUGCCCGUUCGUGGCAUGGCCAUUCAGAGCAUGUGUCCAUUCAGAACGGGGCUAUAGGUUGGCUACCGGUAGCCUCCCAGUAUCGCUGCUUGCAGCGUUGACGGUGGCACGUGUCCAUUGGGAGCACAUGUCCGUUUGGCAAGGGCUGAUUGCAGCGCUCUCGAAAACAGCUCAUCGCUCAUGGACUCCAGGAAUGUGAAUAAGAGUUUUGUGGUUUAUUCAAAAUGUAUUAAUAUCGAAAUGUGUUGCGUGUCCAAAUUGCACCAAAUUCGACAAAGCACUCCACGGGGUCCCCAUCAACACACCUGCCAAAUGUGGAGUCGAUCGGAUGACAGACAGACAGACAGACAGAGAUCCCUUGCUUUAUGGUUAGCUAGAAAGGGGUGGGACCUUUAUAAACGUUUACUUCUGGGGUUCAAUUUGAUGAUUAAUUUGUGAAAUUAUGAGCCACUUUUGUGCCUUGCGUCUCCUCCUCGGGGAGCAGAAGCUAUAUUCAGAACCGUUCAUACUGGCAUGGUUAUGGGGAUACACCAGGAGACCCUGACGCCUGAUAAUUGAAAGGGAGAAAAUACACCCUUGACGUGACGUCCCCAAAGAUAACACAGUGUGUUUGCACUGCAUGUGGCCAGAUGGCAGCUAAUUGCAGCUAAUGAGCUCAUGUAGCGUUCUGAAAGUUGUGGAAACGGCCAUUAAAUAAGCCUUUUGUCAUCCAAACUUUAAAUCGAUGCAGGCUCAUCACAGACAGAUAAAGGGACCAGGAUGUGAGUUUGAGUCUGAGAGGGACUUAAUCUCUCGAGGUAAAGAGAAAAGGAAACGCAUAAUGAACCUGUGCAGUGGCAUAAUUAUACUUCAGGGGUGCAGCCGCUCUCGCCGGUCUGACAGCUUUAAUUCAACACCGAGCUCUCGCCAGUCCUCCAAAGCUAUAUGUCCUCUGUGACCGAAAGGUUAGGAUGCUAUUAUAAAAAUAAGGAUCAGACUAUAACCUGGAAUCAUCUUAUGGAAAAUAUGAAAUUGUUAUGUAAUUGAAAGUUUACUAAACAACUAAAAAAAAGCA